AUGGUUUGCAUAUCUGAGGCGCUGUGGAUAACAUCAGCAAUUUAUUCUGCGCUGACGCAGCUGCAGCGGCAGCAGCAGCGGUGCCGGCUGCAUGCGCCGACCCCCCCGCAGCAGCAGCAGCAGCAGCAGCAGCAGCAGCAGCAGUCGACGCCCCCCUUCCUGCUGCCCACCUGGUCCCCCACAAACCCAGUAACUCUUUCUUCAGGGGGGCCCCCCCACAGACUUUUUGCUUGA
This is a messenger RNA of Eimeria tenella, 234 nucleotides long. RefSeq lists its product as uncharacterized. The record is from RefSeq and is a predicted model, not a curated record. The transcript has 2 exons. The coding region runs from base 1 to 234 and encodes 77 amino acids. NCBI's taxonomy places the organism in Eukaryota, Apicomplexa, Conoidasida, Eucoccidiorida, Eimeriidae.